Messenger RNA from Drosophila takahashii, 1004 nucleotides. RefSeq lists its product as uncharacterized. Gene Ontology annotation, cellular component: Ino80 complex; nucleus. Lineage: Eukaryota; Metazoa; Arthropoda; Insecta; Diptera; Drosophilidae. The record is from RefSeq and is a predicted model, not a curated record. Gene Ontology annotation, biological process: chromatin remodeling.
AGCACUGGCCCGUCUGCAGAGAAAACACAACGCAAAAUUAACGAAAAGACAAUGCUAGACGGCUGGUACUGCAGAUCCCUGGCCAACCAGGAGGAGGGCGCCAUCAAGGACGAGCCGCCGAGCGACGAUGAGCCCGCCCCGCCAGCCAGAGACCGUGUGCCGGCGCUUUCCCGCGGCCCAGCCCCCGCCAGCGCGUCUUCCGUCUCUGCGGGAUUGGGACUGGGAGCCCAGGACACGGACUUCAAGGAGCGCUACAAGAGCCUCAAGAAGAAACUGAAGUUCCUAAUCUACGAGAACGAGUACUUCCAGGAUCUGUUGCACACCAACCAGCGGCGCCUGCUGAAGGUCUCCCGGGAUCGCACCUUCCUGCUGGACCGCCUGCUGCUGUACGAGAAGCCGGCGAAGGACUCCAGCGACACGGAUGCCACCGACAGCUCCGAUUCGGAGCCAGCAUCGACGUCGGGAGCUGCCGGAGGAUCGCAGACCUCCAAGGACGCCAUUCGCCGGAAGCACAAGGACAAGGGAGCACCUGGAAUGCCGGGUGUGGCCCCGCACAUGCCCACUGUGGGCGCCACAAGGGGAAGAAGACGCAAGAUCCUCACCGGAAUGAUGCCCGCGAACCUGGGAAUGCAGGCAGCUGCCGCCAAAAGACAACUCACCGCCACAGUUUCUCCCUCGCAGCAGCAGCAACUCCUGCUGCAGACUGCCCCCAAGGAGGUUGUGUCGCCUGGCCUGAGCCAAGCGGAGAUCGCCCGCCAGCUGCAGGAGCGACGGCCCGCGCCCCUGGAGCUCAUGAGUCCCGAGGCCACAGUGCCCACCACGAUGCUAAGCGAUGAAAGCCCCUCCAAGUGCUAUCCAAAUGAGAGCCUUCAUCAUCUUAUGGAGGACGACUCGCAUUCGCACGAAGUGGCCGCCGAGGAGUGCGUGCCCAUGGAGUACACCAGUUAAUAUUUACCCAAAGCUAAAUUCUACUUUGCCUUAGCUAAUAAACUAUCUAGAACGAA